UGUUUCUCAUUUUAUAAAAAUAUUUUGGUAAUAUUAUAUUUUAAUAUGUUGAGAACAAAUAGUCAAAAUAAUCUUAACAAUAGUAAAGACCAAAUAGCUAAUUUCAAUAUUAAUCAACCAAGCAAUAAAUCAAUUUUGUCAUCCUAUGUUCUAAAUAAUUUAAUCAACAAAAUUCAAUCUGUAUUUGUGGAUACAAGUUCAUGGAAAUCAAGUCGUUGUAAUAUAACAUUAGACAUAAAAACAUUUUCUAAAACUUGGAAAAUUAUGGACAAAGUCGUCAGAUUAUGCCAGCACCCUAUCAUAAAUCUUAAUCUAAGCCCUCCUUAUAUUUUGGAUAUAUUGCCUGAAAUGUAUAAUUUUAUAAGAUCUAUUAUUUUGCCUGAAUAUUAUAACAUAGAAACAUUAAAUGAUAAUAUAUUUCUAUGCAUUUUUAUUGAAAAUAUUAUUAAAAAGUGCAAACAAACUAUUAAACUUUUCAAAAUUGCAAAAAAUAAUAUGUAUAUUGAAACAUCUACAUAUCGCAGGAGCUUAACCAAGAUUACUUUAAUAUUCUCUCAUAUGAUGAUUGAACUAAAAGCAAUUUUUCCAAAAGGACAUUAUAUAGGAAAUAAAUUUAGAAUCACAAAAUCUGAUGCAGCAGAUUUUUGGAAAAAGUCAUUUGGAAACAAAAUUAUAGUCCCUUGGAAACAAUUCCUUCAAGAAUUAAACAAACACCAUCCUAUUUCAUCCGAAAUUGAAGCCACCGCACUUAAAACUACUAUUGACUUAAGCUGCAAUGACUACAUAUCCAUAUUCGAAUUCGAUGUUUUUACUCGUCUUUUUCAACCCUGGAUGAGUCUUUUACAUAAUUGGAAAUUGUUGGCGGUGACGCAUCCGGGCUACAUGGCCUUCUUGACUUACGAAGAAGUGAAAGAUAGAUUGACUUGCCAUAUAAACAGACCCGGCAGUUACGUGUUUCGUUUGAGCUGCACCAGACUUGGCCAAUGGGCCAUAGGCUACGUGACGAAAGAUGGAAAAAUAUUGCAAACUAUCCUUCAAAAUAUGUCGUUGUGUCAAGCACUACACGAGGGCUAUCAACAAGGAUUCUAUUUAUAUCCCGACGGCCAAAUGGAUCAAGAUGAAAUUAUCCGUAUACCUCUAACUACUAAUCAUUCUUCCACUCUUUCCGUCUCCGAUCAUAGCAUAGGCUCAAACAUUACGCCAAUUAAUCAGGAUAAAACCCGCAAAACAUCGAAACCGACCAAACCUCAUCGUAAAAUUCAACGCUUGAACGCCCUUUUGCAACAAACUCUACAAGAAAAUAUAAAUUUUAUUGAGGCCAGAGGAGAAGGAAGGUUUCAAGUUAGUAAAGAACAAUACGAGAUUUAUUGUCAGGCUGGAACUACUUAUCAAAGUUGCAAGAUCUGUUCAGAGAACGAUAAAGAUGUCAAGGUAGAACCAUGUGGACAUUUGCUGUGUAAACCAUGUUUGAGAAAUUGGCAGGAAUCGGAAGGAGGUAUUAAUUGCCCCUUCUGCAGGUCCGAGAUCAAGGGAACCCAGGAUAUAGUGGUGGACCCUUUCCAAGAAGAGCGAAACCCCAGUCAUUUCGAUAAAUUUAACGAAAGCCACCUCAAAUUACCAUUGAUCGAUAUUUGUAAAUCACCCAAUAAUAAGGACACUACGCGUUCGAGAGUUAAUGAGCCCACUACUUCUUACGUUAAUCUUAAUGGGGAAUCUAGAACCAAUGAUAUUCAAUCUUCGGAUGAAAUUAGCGAAAAUAUUGUUAAUAAUGGUAGUAUAGAAACCGAGGAAGAAGAAGCAUGGGACGCGGAUAAGAGUCAGAUCCACGAGUUGUCCAUUUUUUUCUCGCCGAAUAAUUUGCAUUAUAACCAGAGGAGAAAAUACACUCCCUCGCCUGAUCAAUCUCCGAUUCCAUGUUCGCUCAAUAAAAUCCAUAUCAAACAAAAUCCACCUGAAUUGCCUCCUAGAUUUAAAGGUGUAAAUGAUUCGAAUAUUUAUCCACGGCGCACUGAAGCCUUAGUAUCCUCUCAGUCAAUGGAUACGAUACAGCAUGAAAAACCACAAUUUUAUUCAUUUAAACAAAGUCGAAAACAAUACCCUUGUUCUAAAUCUACCACCUCCCCUUCCAAAAAAUGCUUGUUUGGAAUUUCGGUUAAAAGUGGCAAAAUUGUCAUCUUAAACCGCGAAGAUUUAAUAACCGUAAAUCGUAUCAAGGAUGCUAACCAUUCGGAUAUAAUUAUUCGCCACUCAAAAUCAAAAUCUCUGGAACCUUCAGAUUUUCAAGAUUUACGAAAUCACCAAUCUACGAAUUUUCAAACAACCGACCUUGAUAAUGAUAUAAAUGAUCAUAAGCUGCCUCAUAACAAUUCUAGCGAAGGUGCCGAAAAUAAACGCUCAUAUCAAAAUCAAGGCGAUCUCGAAGAAUUAGUGAGUCAGCAGAAUGCCAGCAUCUCACAUCAAGACCUAUCCCCUAAUUUAUUUUCUCCUCUGUUACCGUCUGCCUUACCUUCACCAAUUAAGCCAGAGUGUCUGGUAGAUUAUAAAAAGCAAUCCUUCAUUUUUUGAAAUUCCUAUUUAUUUUACGUAGAAUUAUUAUAAAUAGUUAGUAAUGGAAUAAUCCUUAAUUAAAAUAAUUAUUGAUAUAGGGAAUUUAAGAAUCGCUUAUCAUUUUUAAAUUUAAAAGUCCUUUACAAAUCUCGCAUAUAAUUAAAUAUAAAUU
Messenger RNA from Gordionus sp. m RMFG-2023, 2719 nucleotides. RefSeq names its product E3 ubiquitin-protein ligase CBL-B-B-like. The transcript has 9 exons. The record is from RefSeq and is a predicted model, not a curated record. Gene Ontology annotation, molecular function: receptor tyrosine kinase binding; SH3 domain binding; calcium ion binding. Lineage: Eukaryota; Metazoa; Nematomorpha; Gordioida; Chordodea; Parachordodidae. Gene Ontology annotation, biological process: cell surface receptor signaling pathway; negative regulation of epidermal growth factor-activated receptor activity. Bases 46 to 2565 code for a protein of 839 amino acids. Gene Ontology annotation, cellular component: plasma membrane; membrane raft.